AUGCCGACGGCUGCCAUGGGCACUUCAGGGCAGCUGGGCAUGGCUGGCUACGCGCAGUACGCAGCAGGCCAGUACCCUGGAUAUGGUGGCUCCUAUGGAUACACGGAUCCCUAUGGCAGGCCGUAUGGUGCUAGCAUGGGCGAGCAGGUGCCAGCAGGCUACCAGGCGCCACCACCUCCUCCGCCUCCAGGAGCACCUGGAGGGCCGGUUAGUGGGACGCCCUACAUGCACGGCCCGAUGUCAGAGCAUGAUCGACUUGCGGACGAGCGUGACAAGGCUCGCAGACGCUUUGAAGAUGAAAACCGGCUUCGGAACGAAGAGCUUCAUCGAAAAGCUGAAACUGAACGAGCUACGGCCGCUGUCCGCAGCGCCAUUAGCAACCUUCAGAACGGACAGUUCGACUCAAUUGACGGACUUCUGAAGACCUUGGAGUCCGUGGCGGCGAGGGACCUGUCAAAGACUGAAGCGCUGCAGCAGGAGGUUCUCAAAAAGGACAUGGACAAGGCCAUCGCAGAGGCGCAACAAAGACGAGCGGUGAUGGCCGAGCUAAAAUCCAUGGUCAGGAGUGGUGAAGAGCACAUCAAGGCCACAGCCGAUCUCAUUCGCGAGAAUGUUGGGCUGCAGAAGGAAAAGGACAGAGAAGACAUGAACGACCAGCUGGAAAAUGCUGGUUUGGAGGCCCAAGGCAUGAGCGACCGGUACCAGUCGUUCAUGGAUGACAAAGCAAAGGAGCACGAGGAGCUCCAGAGCUUCACAAAGGGCCCCGCUUUGGUGGACCUUCGCCUUGUCAUCGCAAAAAUCAAGAAGCUGAGUAGCGACUUGACCAUGACAGCUACAAAUGCUGCCAGCGUCGUGCGGGAAGGCAGGCAGAAAUUGGCACGCAAAGAGGCGGCCGUAGCGCGGACCACGCGCAUGCAGGAACUGUUUGACCAGUACGAUGCUGACAGUGAUGGCUGUCUGUCCCAGCUGGAGGUCCUCAACUACUCCCAAGGUGAGUUUGAAUUCACCCCGGCGGAGUCCUGCUUGGAAAGGCUAUGGCGAAACUGGGUGCCGCCAGGCAUGGCUGGCAUAACCUUCGACCGCUUCCAGCAGAUGAAGGUUGCCAUCGGCACAGCUCGCUUCAUCGAGCGGGACCAGGAGAGAAGACCAGCUGGCGUUGCUUAG
Symbiodinium pilosum is the source of this 1164-nucleotide messenger RNA. The record is from the annotation of a GenBank genome assembly. Lineage: Eukaryota; Dinophyceae; Suessiales; Symbiodiniaceae.